Panicum virgatum (switchgrass) is the source of this 1995-nucleotide messenger RNA. RefSeq lists its product as uncharacterized. The transcript has 4 exons. The coding region runs from base 1 to 1995 and encodes 664 amino acids. The record is from RefSeq and is a predicted model, not a curated record. Gene Ontology annotation, molecular function: protein dimerization activity. NCBI's taxonomy places the organism in Eukaryota, Viridiplantae, Streptophyta, Magnoliopsida, Poales, Poaceae.
AUGGCCGACAUUGUGUGGCAGCAUGGCCGAAAGGUCGGGAGUGGAUUCAAAUGCAAUUAUUGUGGCAGGGAGAAGGGUGGCGGAGGGGCAACAAUGUUCAAACAACAUUUGGCACAUAGGGGAAGCGAUGUGGCAGACUGCCCUUCGGUUCCACCGGAUGUGAAGGCAUACUUUAUUGAGCAGUUGGACAGGAACAAAGAUAGAGCAAGAGAAAGGGCCCGUCAAAAGGUAUUGAGGGAAGCAGCAGCUAGGUCGUCGAACGUUGAUGCAGAGCAGCUGAGGGGCGAGGGGUACGAUGAGGACGAAGAGUUGCAGGCAGCACUAAGGCAUUCAAGGCAGGAGCACGAGUUCAUGCAGCAAGUUGGCCCAAGAUAUGAGAGGGGUGGUGGCUCUGGAUCAGGACCAAUGUCUUCGAUGUUCACUAGGAGCCAGUCACAUGUCCCUGAGAGGGUUAGGGACUACCACCUUGAGUUGAGCUCGGCUCCACGACAACAACGGAUAGAUACUGGACCAUGGACUGCGAAGGGGAAGAGUAAGAGGGACCUUCUCGGGAGGGCAUGGGCAAAGGCAUGCCAUGCUGUAGGUAUUCCAGGACGGAAAGUCGAUGACCCUUACUUCAGGGCUGCCAUCUUGGAGACGCAAAAUCAAGGUGUUGGCAUCAAAAUACCAUCAGGAAGGGAUAUUGAUGGCAAGUAUUUAGAUGACAAUGUGAAUGAGAUACAUAACGAGAUAGAGAAGUGGAAGGCCGAGUGGGAACAUUGUGGCGUCACCCUCAUGUGUGAUUCCUGGAUCAGGCCUAUGCGGAACUCGGUUAUCAAUUUUUUGGCGAUCAAAGCACAGGUCCUCAAAGUGGGCAGUGAGAAUGUUGUUCAGAUAGUGACUGACAAUGGAUCGAAUUAUAAAAAGGCCUGUAACAUGCUCACUGAUGAGUUCCCUCACAUCGCAUGCUGGCUCUACAACUCAAACAAUCUUCACAACAUGAUGAGGGAUGCUGUUGGUGGGGAGUUGGUCAAAUGGAAUGCAACUAGAUUUGGGACCAACUACAUGUUCCUUGAAAGCAUGAUGAAGAAGAAAGACAAGUUUAUGUCAUGGUUAGUCUCACCUCAAUUCCAAAAUUCACGCCACUUCCAUACGCAGAAUGGAAGGUACGCUUAUGAGUGCAUGACUAGUCUUGAUUGGUGGACCAAUAUGGCAAAUGUGAUCAAUGAUGUUGAGCCUCUCUACAUUUUCCUUCGAUUUGCUGACCAAGAUAAGAUUUCAAAUUUGGGUGAGGUACUAAUGGAGUAUCAAAACAUGAGACAUACAUAUAGCAGUAAGUUCACACAUGACCCCAGCCACUUUAGACAGAUCAUGCAAGUGAUAGAUUCUAGGAUGACCACUGUCAUGUCAGGCACCUAUGUGCAGACUGCUUGUGCUCUUAACCCUUAUGUGGACUACACUAUGGGCACAACACAGAGGGUGCUUCGUGAAUUGCGUAUGGGGCAGGACAAAAUGUUGGAUGCUGAAGGUGCCGCGGUCGCACUGCAGGAGUUUGAACUUUUCAGGAGGAAGCUAGGUGAGUUUUCUUCUGACACUGCGCGGUGCAUGGCCAUUGACUGUAAAACUUCAGCUGCUGCUUGGUGGGCUACGUUUGGGGAAGAUGCACCAAUGUUGUCUCAGGUAGCUCGAUGCUUGUUGUCACAGUGUGUAUCAUCUAGUGGGUGUGAAAGGAACUGGAGCACAUUUGCAUACAUCCACACCAAACUUCGCAAUAGGCUGAGCCACAAGAAACUUGAUAAAAUGGUGUUUGCCAACUACAACCUCCGCCUCCGUCUCGAGCGUGCUAGUAAAGUGGCAGACUCCUCCGAUUAUGAUCCAGUUAGCAGUUUCAUGGAUCUGUCUUUGUACCGUCAGCAAUCAGCAAUUGAACAAUGGAUGAAUCAAUCAAGGUCCAAUGGAGACCCAGCUUUUGAUGAAGACUCGGAGUUCAGUGACACGCUAGUGCCAAGCCAGUAG